Messenger RNA from Diversispora eburnea, 563 nucleotides. NCBI's taxonomy places the organism in Eukaryota, Fungi, Glomeromycota, Glomeromycetes, Diversisporales, Diversisporaceae. The record is from the annotation of a GenBank genome assembly.
GGACAUGGUGGAACUCAAGUUACCUUGCAUGGAAACAUUUAAUAAAAAUCAAAAAUCUUAUUGACAUUCUGGUAUCUACUAUGUUAAUUGAUAAUGAUCCUUCAGUUUUAGAAGAUUUUGUCGAAGCUACUGAAUAUUUAGGUGGGAGCAAAUAUACAACCAUUAGUUUAAUGUAUAGUAUAUUAAUGGUAAUUAGUCAAAAAAUUUUAUCAGAUGAUGAUUUAGAUGAUAAUUCGGAUAAUGAUUCCAAUAUCGAGAUUAUAGAUUUAACUGGUUCAAAUACCAUUUUUGAUGAUGAUGUCAGUUAUAGAGAUGCACCUGAAGAUGAACCUAUUACUGAACAAUCUAAACGUAGAAAAAUUAAUAUUAAUAUACCACAAGUCUACACCAAUCUUGAAAAUCGUGUUAAAAUAGUACUAUAUCAAGCGAUGAAUCAUUAUUGGAAAGUUUCACAAGAACACAGGAUAUUAGUUGCUUUGUUGGAUCCACGAUUUAAAGAACUUGAAUUUGCAUCUGAUUUAUUGCACAUUAAAACUCAAGAACAAUUAAAAGAUGCUUAUUAA